Messenger RNA from Cephus cinctus (wheat stem sawfly), 5598 nucleotides. RefSeq lists its product as uncharacterized. NCBI's taxonomy places the organism in Eukaryota, Metazoa, Arthropoda, Insecta, Hymenoptera, Cephidae. The record is from RefSeq and is a predicted model, not a curated record. Bases 856 to 2436 code for a protein of 526 amino acids. The transcript has 5 exons.
UUAUUUAAUUGGCAUCGCAUCAGUUUUUUGUGGUCAAUAAUUUUCUUUUGCAUCGGAGAUAAGAGGUUGUAGUGAAUUUACGGAUGCGCAUGCGCUGCGUCAGCAGGCUUCUUUGACACUAGCGAUUGCGGGCAAAACCGGCCGCAUUAGGGUUACGAACUACAACGUGGUGAGGAUGGGGAAGUGCCCAGUCCUGUAUACAAGACCGUGCUCUCAAUCAACACCAUCAUCCAUGAGGAACACUCCAGGCUUGAAACUCAGCCAUUUUCCCUGAGGCGCGCGAGCGCGGCGAAUCCUAAAAUUUGGAAAUCAAUAAGCGUUGUACAAUGCUGCGUGCACAUGCCGCGUUAUAGAAAUGGUCGUCGCGUCAAAACACAGGAGGAUAUUGUAGGCACAUUCGUAAAAGUCAUAGACACAGGAAGAAGCGAACAGGAUUGGUGGAUGCAAAUGCAGUGACACUAAACAAGGGUAUAACGUAGGUGGUAACAAGGGGGUGUUUUAGGGAAAAAAAAAAGAAAAAGGGAGCGAAGAAGAAAAAGGAAAUGCCACGGUGCGACGUCAAGUGGAAACUCGCUGGGAUAUUCGCCGGAAUAAGCAACGGGUGUAUCGUUUACGUAGGUGACAGCAGUUCUUGGCUUGUUGGUUUCUCCGUACGUCCUGGACGUGUGAUAUUUGAGAGUGUGAGAGAGAGAGAUAGAGUAGUGGCAUAGGUUUAUAUAGCGUUGGUGGCCCUGAGAAGGUCGUAAGAGAGAGAGAAAGAGAGAAGGAGGGAAGCUCGUGAGUCGGGAGUAAAAUCUUGUGAGAUAUUCGUGCAAUAAUCUGCUGGUGAAACAAAACCUACUUUUUCCCUGAGAAAUGACUGUAGAACGUUUACUUUGUAAUUAUCAGCGAUCAUCUUGCGUUACUGAUAAGAACAGCGUCGGACAAUCGAGUUAUCGUGAGAAACGAUGGCCUGCGGAAGCGAAAUACUGUGCCUUUGAAAUUGGCGGAGGCCAAAAGUACUAUGCCUGUGCCAGCGCCGAGUAUUGUUGCAAUUUUGGUUGCUGCGUGUCGCCCGGUUUUCCAAUCUAUCAUCUAUGGUAUUAUUGGCUUCUCGUUAUUAUCAUGUUCCUCGUGUGUUCUGGUGGUGGUUGGUGGUAUCGCUACUGGCUUCAAGGAAGAUAUAGAGCAGCUGCAUCUGCUAUACCAAGUAGAACAACCACCAUGAGAACGCAGAAUCCUCUGCGCGGUCCAACCUGUCAAGCACAGCAGGCACGGAUCACGUAUAACUCAGCAAGGAAUACCGUCCUGUUGCAUCGCAUGUGGAAAGGUCCGCAUCGCAGUGUAACCUCACCAGCUUACAAUGGUGCCGCAGCGAGCUCGACGCACUUUCAAAACACAAGUGUCGUUUUAAAUGAAAACACCUGUCCAUAUUAUCAAUUGUACGGACCACCGCCAAGCUACGAGACAGUCAUUGCUCAGACUCGUGGCAAGGUGUCGAAUCCUACUUCACCUGAGAAUUCAAGGACGAGUUUGCAGACGCCACCUGUGCAAUCCAGAAGUAUGCCACCCUGUUAUGCGCAUCCUUAUGGAAUGGCACCGAGGAGGAAUGAUAACAUGGAUUCGGCCCACACUUCAAAUCGUGGGAUCAAUUCACGGCAGCUGGAUGGAUACGAUACUCCAGGAUAUCCGCACUACGCGUCAGCAUCUCAGCCUAAUGGAAGUACGACGGCGAGACAUGAUGUGUGUGUACCGAUGGAGUUCUCUGAAGAUUGCGCACCAAGUAUUGGGAAUACUUUGAGAAUUCAUCAAGGAUCCUUGAAGAGGUUUAUUAAACCUACUGAGAUGUCCUUGUCGCAGGAUAAUAAUAAUACCAAUAUAGAGAGGUUUGGGAUACUUAGCAUCAACUGUGCUAGUGGCUCUGGUGAACACGCUUUCAGGGAUUUGAGUAAUCUGAGUCAGGAUCGUAUACAAGAGCAGGAAGUACCAGAGACUUUUCGUUUACCAACUGAAACUUAUUCAGUGGUUGCUACUAGGUUGAUGUAUCCAAAACGCGUGGAGCAACGCUAUGGGAAACGGAACCAAGAAGAUGAUGAUUCUGCUCGGGAUAGAUCCAGUAGUCCUGGUACCUCAGGACUAUCGAAUCGGGACAAAGAUAAACGACAUAGUCCUGAUGGUGGUGUCUUCACCAGGGAUCCGGAUCCUAUUGGUAGCAACCAGGAUACCGGUAACGUCAUACGGGAAGGUACAAGCCCAUCUCAAUCAAGUCCAUCCAAUAAUGUGAUAUUAGCACCUCUUACUUGUAACCUUACGAAUGAUAUUUCGUCGCCGUCAGCUCUCGCCUCCAAUAAUGUUAAUAAUCAAGUGGGGCUACGAUCACCCUCUGAUUUUGCCAGGCGUUUUGCCUCGAGUUUUGAAAGUAAACCUAAAUUAGACAGAUCGAAGUCACUCGACUGAGCAGCGUUGCAAUAACGAGAUUAAUUAAGCAGCUUUAUACCGCGCGCGUUAAUCUCUGUGCAGUCUUAUAAAACGCGUGUUUAUCUUUGUACAAAUGUAUAAAAGAAUUGACUGAAAAGUCGAGAUUGAUGAAAAGAAAAUUGUAUCGCACGUUAACACCAUCGAUCGACAAGUUAUAAGAAUUUGAAAUACUGCAAGGAUUUCAUUUGUUGAAAGGAUCAAAUACUGCAAGGAUUUCAUUUUUGUGAGGUUUUCCAAAACGGUGAAUAUUCAUUUUUUACAUUGAAAAGCAAUCCGGAAGCCAACGGUUAGCUAAUUGAAUAGAGAAAGGAAUUUACACGAAUUUUAAAUGCAUGAAAUAAUGCGGAUACUGGCCAUUAAAAAGACAAGGAAAAACUUCAUUUCUCAGCUUCGGCAGUGUCAUGUUUUUUCAACUCACUUGCAUUUGUGAAUAUUGCAAUGUAUGUAAAGAUAUACACACAAGAUAGUGCGCGGGAAAAUUUUGGCUGAAAAACAUUAUGGAAGUUAAUGAAUAGGUCAGAGUAAUUUACUAGAAAAUCAAUGUCCAGAAUCAUAAUUGCCUGCGACAGCAGAACGGGCCAGUGGAUAUAAUUGAACAGCUAAACGUAAAUUUCUGGUAUAUGGAUAGUUGGGGCAAACAACAGGAACACACAUGGUGCUUGGAUAGCACCUGUUUCUAGCCAACGACGAUUCUAGACAUUGAUUUUCUGGCGAAUGACAGCAACCAUAAUGAACCAAGUUGUUACGUAAUUCGUGGAUAAAAACAGAUAUUAUUCCAUGAAAGCUCGAAAAUUUGCUCGAGUCCCGUGGAUAGCGACCUCCAUUAAUUUUGCUUAAAACGCAACGAGCGUCUUUUAAUUUCAUUGGGCACUGCCUUUUCCUCCACUCUUAUUAAGAACCCAAUCACACUCGUCAGCGCAACUACCGACUAAUAACACAACGUGAAUUCUUCUGGACGUGUUUUGUACCAUUGAUCGACAGUCUGCGUUCUAACGCGUGUUUGACGAAUAUGACUGGGCCUGUAACAUUGGACAACCAAAUCCAUAAAAAUGACGAAUUUCAGAUUUCUUGUUUUAAAUUCUAUAAAUUAUUUUCUUCAGAAUUUGCGUUGACUUUUAGCGAGAUAAAAGAAUGAAUAUAUAUGAAAAUUUAUCUAUAUAUCUAAAUAAUGUAUUAUUAAUCAGCCACUCUAAUUUCGAAGUUCUGUAUAUGUAAGAUACCUAAAUACACCAGAAACAACGCUGGUUGUUCCUAGUGUUAAAGGAUAUAUCCACGGGAUGGCAUUUGGAAGGAAAGUGUGUAUCAACUAGCGAGCGUAUAACCUAUAAUUAGAAUAUAGAUUGUCAAUAUUUUCUACCAUUUAUUCUCUGUUCCCACUGGAUAUUUUUACCACUGCACUCUUUUUCUCCAUACUCUUUACGAAGAAAGAUAUAAAACAAAAAAAAAACAAGAAACAAAGUCAAAGAAAAAUACUUGGCGAAUAGAUGCAGAUGUUAUACAAAACUGACUUUCAGCAGCCAAAAUACCAAAAUGGGUGGUAAAAAUGAUGACCGAAAAAAUAAGAAAACGGGUACCGACUAGAGUAUAUAAAGAGUAAGGGAAAGAAGGAAAGAAACAGAAAAAAAGAUAAUGAACUCAAGUAACAGUGCAUCCUCUAUUUUUCCGAAUAUCCAUAUCAACUUAGUCAUUGUUACUUUCUUAUUAAAGAUAUAUAUAUAUAGCACAAAGGCGCGUACCAAGAGAUACGAAAAAAAAAGUGAAACAAUUAAGAAAAGGAUGAUCGUUGCUAUAAUAGAAAUUAAGAACGAUUAACUGUGAUCUUUUACACAAGUGAUACACAGCGAAAUGACUGAUCAUUAUCUAGGAUGAAUAAUCAAAGCCAUGCACUUUGAAAAUUGAAUAGAACAACAACAAGAAAAACGAAGAAAAAGAUUCAAUAAAAUCCUCGAUAAGGAGAUAGAAGUUUCUCUGUGUUCUAUCACCGCUAUUAAGGAAUCUUCCCGAAGAGAAGAUCUAAUGACGUUGUUCUUUAAUAACUUGUCAAGGCUGGCCCCUUUAAAUUCAUAAAAAAGAUAAAUAUAGGCUUACGUACAGAGACCCAUAAAUUCUUACUAUUAUAUGAAAGUUCUGAAAACGUCGCUUCGCACUUUCUUCAAAUACUAUAAUCCUUGAUCUUCAUUCCGAUGCACUUUGCUCUAAUUGAAACUCAUUAAAUUUUUGGAUCUCUCGAGUUUUCUUAUCAGCGAGGAUAAAAAGCGGUCCAAUAUGAAUGAUAAGACGAAGAAGAAGAAAAGCAUUAUAUGUGCCAAUAGAAAUAACAAGAAUAACGGAUUGGGUGAUACAUUAAUUAUUUGACAUUCGAAUGAGUACGAUAAAUUGUAUGAAAAUGAGAAUAAGUCAUUUCUUCAAGUUCUGCGUACGUAAUACUAUUAUCUUUGUGUGUGGUGUUUUAAGGACGUGAUUAUAGGCUUGUGAGCCAAAUGAUUAUAUAUAUAAAUACAUAUGACGCGAUUGCAGUACGUGCAUCGUGCGUGCUGAACUAUUGGUAUACAUAUAUGAUCUACGUAGAUAUAUUAUAUAUAUUGCGAAUUAUUUUUUCUAAUCGAGUCCUAGUCAGCGAUCGUCCAUUCCCAAAUGAUGCUAAUAUUAAUAUUAAUGGUUUAUGAUACGAAGGGACACGGUAUUAAUUAAUUGUAUUAUUGUACUAGGAGUGACCCUACAUUAUUACCAUAUUGACAGUACAUACGUCUAACUAUAUUAAUAGCUUAUUAUGUGAAUGAGUGUGGAUGCAUGGCCAUCUGGAUGCGUCAUGACGGAUGCGAAUAGAUAUGUGAGUAUUCGCUUUUAAAGUGACGCUAAUUAUUCGGAAACAUCCUUUUACUGUGUAAUAUGCAAUCAUUCGUAUUUAUGAAUAGAAUAUGGAGAGUGAGCGAAGGAGAGAGAGAGAGAGAGAGAGAGAGAGAGAGAGUGAGACAGAGAAACACGGUAAUAACGCUGUAUUAUAUUGUAUUUAAUGUAAAGAUGUCGACGAAAUAAAGGCAUGGGAUAUUUAUUCACUAAUGUGAUAAACAUUGUUUAUAGAGUAAUAGUGAUAGGAUUUAUUUUGUUUUACUUUGUAUAUAUGUAAAAGAUAGAAAUUGG